GUUGGCGGAGUUGGGGGGUGACCGCAGGGAAGGAAGGAAGGGGCAGACCCCCUGAGGACGGGCCACGACGGCCCAGCUGGUCACCCCAGGAGGAGCCGGAGGCGGGCGGCCCCCCGGCCCGCGACGCCCCCGGGGCGGGGAGCCAUGGCGGCGGCGGCCGUGGCCGGCCUCAUCCCCGUGGUCCACUCGGUGGCGGGCGACAAGACCAGCUACUACAUCGGCCGGCAGAUGUGGUUCGGCUUCACGGGGCUGUACGGGCUGGUGGUCUACGUGGUCCGCCUGCCCUGGGCCCUGCUCCACCAGGACUUCUGGUGCCACGGGAACAUCUCCACCCCGUGCCUCGUGCAGUGCUUCGAGGCCCACUUCGACCGGCCCGUGGUCGGCGUCUGGUACUUCUUCUGCUUCACCUUCCUCGCCCUCUUCAUCCUGCUGGAGUUCUUCGUGGCCCAGCUGCGGCACAAGCAGGCCAAGCUCAAGGCCCUGGAGGCCCAGCGGGACGACUGCGAGAGGAGCUCCGUGAUGGGCGUCCGGGAGGAGGCCCAGAGCCAGAAGAGGACCAUCCUGGACUUCCACCGCGAGAAGAUGAUGCUCGACCUCUACCUCCUCUACUUCCUGCUGCAGCUCCUCAGCCAGGGCCUGUUCGCCACCCUGCUGGUCUUGGGCCACUUGCCCCUGGUGGACGGCUCGCCCGUCCGCUGCAGCACCCCGCUCUGCCCCGGCCCCUUCAGCUGCCUGGUCAGGGGCUCCAAGGAGAAGCGGAUGUCCAUCUACACGCUCUUCACGCUGGCCGCCAUGAUCCUCGUCUUCUGCUCCUGUUUCUUCGCCUACAGCAUCCACCACUACUUUCUGCGCGGGGUGGCCUACGGCCCGGGAAGGAGCCCCUGGGCGGACUGAGCCCCGGCCCCGGGGGCCGGCGGGGGGACCGAGGGGACCCACCGGGGCCCGGGGGCUUCGCCCCACCGGGUCCUCCCGCACCCCCCUCCCCCCAAUAAAUAUCCCCACACCGGCUGUCGGGGGUGACUUCCUA
Ornithorhynchus anatinus (platypus) is the source of this 1027-nucleotide messenger RNA. RefSeq lists its product as uncharacterized. The transcript is spliced from 2 exons. Lineage: Eukaryota; Metazoa; Chordata; Mammalia; Monotremata; Ornithorhynchidae. The record is from RefSeq and is a predicted model, not a curated record. Bases 145 to 894 code for a protein of 249 amino acids.